AUGGACGGUGGACACAGCCUCAGGAUGGACGUUACUGUACGAGAGCUCAUGGAGCUCUUUCUGCAGAGCACGCUGGUGGCGGGGGUGACCCGCCACCAGGAGACCCUGUUUAACUUGCAGAGGUUGGAGGUCCCAGACAUGGCCCUGGAGGAGCUGGAGUCUCUCUCCAGCAACAUGACCUGUCGCCUCAGGAGGCUCUUAAUUGAGCAAGACAGUUACAGGGAGCUGGUCGUGACCCUGACCCAGGAGUGGAACACCAGCAGCCGCCCCAGCGAGGACACGCAGCCCCUGGCCGUGGAGCUGGCGGACACCAAGGCCACACUGCGCGGCGUCAGGCAGGAGCUGGAGGAGAAGACGAAGCAGCUGGCGGACGCCAGGCAUCAGUUGUACCAGCUGGUGCUGGAGCUGCAGGAGGCCCGGCGCAAUAACAUGGAGUUGGCAGCCAGCGCCCAGGCUGCCCGUGCCCCCCUCCCUGAGCUGGACUCCCUGAGGGAGAAGGCGAGGCACGUGGAGAGGCUGGAGAUGGAAGCGAUGGGCCUCAGGCAGAAGGAGAAAGACAUAGACUUCUAUGCAGCCCCAUGGAAGUGAGCCCAGCAGGACGAUUAUUUUUCCAUGGACACUGAGAGCCAUCUCCAGGACCAUUGGAUUUGGUAUUGGAUUGAUAAGCUAUUCGAGCGGGAGGAGGAGAAUGUGCAGCUGAAAUCUAGGCUGCACCACCUACAAUUGGCCCGGGACACAGACCAGAAAUGCCUUGAGGAGCUGCGGGAAGAGAUCAUGGCCCUCAAGACUGCACAAGGGCAGAGUGUGGAGGAGUCCGCCCACCUGCACUGGGAGCUGGAGCAGCUGUCCCAGUGCCAGGAGCUUCCAGAUGACAGCACGCUGAUGCCCAGGGGGGUCUUCGAUCUGUCGGGGGAGGAGUGGAAGCUCGGGAUGCAGGAGGUGUCCCCAGUGGUCACUCGCCUCCAUGAUAGUUGUACCCGGGGCAUGGUUUCCUCCGUUGAUUUCAUCAUCGGACAGAUGGCCUCCAGCUGCUUCCUGAAGCUGGACAAGGAGAAGCAGAGCCUCCAUGACACCGUCCAGGGGCUGCGCCACGCCUCCCUGGCCCUGCAGGAGAGCAGCCUCCAGCGCCAGGAGCUGGAGAAGGAGAACCAGCAGCUCAGAAAGCAGAUUGAAGACUGGCAAGUCCAGAUGGAAAGAGAAAAGCAGACCAGCCGGGAUCUGGCGACUCUCUGUGAGGAGCUGGUGGAGGAGAGAGAACAGCUGCUCCGUGACAUCGAGACCCUGAAGGCUGAGGAAGCCCAGGAGGCCUACACUUUAGGUCUCCAAUUUGGACCGAAAUCACGCCUGUGUCAUUUCCAUUGUGUUUUCCUGCAGUUCAAGGAUCUUAAACAACUGGUGCGUUCACUGCGGGAUAGUUCACAGACCAGCAGCAAGGCCCGCAUGAAGGGCCAGAAGACUGAGAAAAAAGUGCUCCUCCAGACGGUGACGGACACCAAAAGGAAAGUGACCAUGAUGGAGUGGGAGCGGCGGCAGCUGUGCCGGGACCUGGAGCAGGUGAAGGCGCAGGCGGCGCAGGCACAGGAGCUGGAGCACAGGAAGGAGCUGCAUCGCCUGCAGGAGGAGAUCGAGAAGCUGGCCAUGGAGGUCAGCGCCCUGAUGACAGCCCCCGAGAGGGUCCACGCCCUCGAGCGGGAGAGCCCGGACCUGUUGCUGGAGAACCAGAGGCUGCAGACGUCUCUGGACACCCUGCAGCCCGAGGACCUGGAGCAGGACAAGCAGCUGGACACCAGGGUGGAAAAUUCCACUCUGAGCUCCCAGAGCGCCUCGCUCACUGCGCUCACAGAGCAGAACACGCAGCUCCAGCACCAGCAGCUGGCGGCAGCCCACAAGGCCCUGCAGCAGGAACACGCGUGCCUGGGCACGCUCCACGAGCACCUGACUAGGGAGCACGAGGCCCUUCUGGACAAGUACCGCCGCCAGAAGACACUGCUGAGUCGGACCCUGAAGCUGGAGAGCAAGGCUCUCAGUGACAGAUACAAGGACCAGCUCCAACAUAAGGCGGCGCUGGAGCAGCUGGGGACGCUCUUGACCACCGAGCGGGAGGCUCUGCAGCAGGAGCAGAGGACAAGCACCAUGGCCUCCGAGGAGAACCAGAGGCUGCAGCGAGAGCUGGACAGGGCCAAUUCCCUGCACCAGCAGCUGAAAGGGGAGCAGGAGGAGCUGCAGACCCACACUAAGAAGCUGCAGACCUCCCUGAACGACACCCAGCUGCAGGUGAACCGCUGGCAGAACCAGUGCAACUGGCUGAGGGAGGAGCUCCAGAGCACGGACAUCUCGCUGACCGAGCUGGACAACCGCUGCCAGCUGGUCUCCCGCCUCAAGGGCAACUUGGAGGGAGAAAACCGUCACCUGCAGAGCCAAAUCCAAAGGCUGAAAGAGCAGAACCAGAGGCUUCUCCAGGAGGACGUGGAGGACAAGGACCAGCACCAGGAGGAGCAGCAGCUGUACGUAGACAAAUUCAAUGCCUUACAGAGACAAAAUGAAAAACUGGAAGAAAAAAGCAUGGCUCAGCACAAGUUCCAUGAUCCAGCGCCAAAGAAGAAAAAGCACUGGAUUGGAGCCAAAGUCUUAGUCAAACUCAUCAAACUAAAGAAAGGGGGAUCCAGAGAACGACCAAAGUCAACCCCACAGAGGCCUCCCUGGCCGCUGGGGUCCUCAGACCAGGCUUCGCCCAGUACUUCUCAGCCUCUUCAAUCGCAGCUGGAACCCCUCGAGGCCACCCCAUGCUGCUCAAAGGAGCGCCAGGGCCCGGCUGAGACAGCAAAGGCCGAGGGCAAGCGGUGUCCUCAGAAGCGCGAGCGCCACGCUGAGAAGGCAGCGGCCAAGGGCAAGCUGGCCAUGGCAGAAAAGCACCUUGAGGCGGACGCCGCAGCGGGCCUGGCCCAGGUCUGCACCAAAUUCCGCCGCAUCCUGCACAUCGACAACAUCUGGAGAAGGCGUUGCCGGGAGGAGGUUGGCGUUUGUGAAACUUUGCAGAAUCUGGGGGCAGUAGGUACCUCUUACCAAGAAGUCUAUGCCAAGCUGUUCCAGCCAUACAGACACAUUUUGGGUUUGUGGGGGCGAGAUAUUGAGCUCUAUAAAACACUGCUGUAUGUAGCGGUGGACGGCUUAGGCAUUACUGGUUGGACUUACAGGCCUUGUCUUAACACCCAUGUGGACGGCCCAAUGCAAUUCAAGCCCGCGUUCCGAAUCUGCCUGAAGGAGCGGAAAUCAGCCAAGGUGGAGUGCAUGGAAGGCCGCCACCAUAGGCCCCACCGCCGCCACCUGCAGAUUCGGAAGGAUAGGCUCACCAGCCAGUGCAAGAAGAGAGACCACCCAAGGGAUUGA
Molecule: messenger RNA, 3387 nt
Organism: Myotis daubentonii (Daubenton's bat)
Lineage: Eukaryota; Metazoa; Chordata; Mammalia; Chiroptera; Vespertilionidae
Product: protein Daple-like
Exons: 21
Biological process (GO): cytoplasmic microtubule organization; cytoskeleton-dependent intracellular transport
Cellular component (GO): centrosome; cytoplasm
Molecular function (GO): microtubule binding; dynein light intermediate chain binding
Source: RefSeq, a predicted model, not a curated record